AACAUCAUGAACGAUAGGAACCAGAGGACUCAUCUCGACGUACAGAUCGUUGUCUUUCGAAUCGGUCUCGUUUUCCCGGUACGUGUUCUGCUGCUUCUGCAGCUGCUUCGCUUUGCCGCCCAGAAUAGGCGAGUCCGAUAGUAUGGCGUCUAUCAGCGGCGUCUUCCUGAUCGACUCGAUCGCGCAAUACUUGACCAAGUCCCUGAUAGCGUCUAUCUCGCAUCUACCUCGGACGAUGGAAUCCGACUCAUCCAGGCUGUUCAGGUAGUUCCUGCUGCAGGUGGCAGGAUCUUUCAGAUCAUUCUUGAACAACGCCCUAGUUAGCUGCGCCUUCUUGAUCAAGUUUUUCGGAUCGAAGUCCUCCCACUGGGACCCUGUCGUAUGGUACACGUGCCUCGGCGAGUUGUCCGCCGUGUACCUUCUGAUCUGAUCGAUUGUGCUCACCAGGGUGCUAACAGAAUCGCGGGCCGGUCUACCGUAAUCUAAUUUCUCCUCGUCGUGCUCCUCCAGAAUGGUGUCCAGAGCAAACAUGCCGCCCUUCUCGUCGAUCACCACGGGUUUCGCGAUAUAGACGGUGGCAUUUUGCUCCUCCGUUUCGGACGGCCUCUUCGCAGUGGACGCAUCCUCAUUGUGAACCGUUCUUAACUCCCUGGGAUCGAUCAGGUCGUAAGCUAACGUGUCGAGGUAGUCGUCCUGUUUCAAAAUCCCCCUGAGUAUCGAGCUGACGCAAGUUAUAUCAGAGAACUCCGAGCUAUACGUCGUCCCCGUGGUGGUGCUGGUCAAAGUAUCCCUCCGUCUAUCCCUGACCACGCUGUCGUCAUGAAUAUAAGUCUCUAUGUCCGUGUACCCCUUCCAACUACGAAUGCACCACGGGGGUCUAGCUACUCCUAACGGACAGACAUUUUCAUAGUCGUGUAUGGAGGUGACGCAGCUCAUGGUCUCGUCCCUCUGCUCCUUCGUCAGCUUCUCGGUCUCCGAGAUCUUCUCACGAGCAUCGUCGAAAAUCGGCGGGGUUUUCAGGCGAUCCCUGCCGGAGAUCUUGACGUUGUUCACGGUUUCAUGGUCCUCCUUCUCGCUCGUUCCGUUACGAGUUUCGCCGAUAGAUCUGUCCUCCAGCAGAUCGUCGUGAGCCCCGCUCAUAUUUUGCAACUUCUUGUCCGCAAGCUUGUCGUUCUCGUCGUUUUCCAUCUCGAGAAUCAACUGGGUCGAGAAGCAAAUUCCUUGCCGCUUUCGCGACGGCCCCGGCAAAUUCGACGACGCUGGUGCCUCGGUAGACAUGGUCUCUAUGUCGAAGCCGUGGCUCGUCGGCAGGCAGAUGCCUCUACGUUUUUGCCGGUGAACGUUCUUUUUCUCAGCAGCAUCGUUGCAGUCGUUCUGCAUCUCAAAUUCUCGGGCCGCGGUGUCUGGGAGGAACGACCCCUUUGAUUCACCCCCAGCUCCGCCCCCGCCACCCUCGUCCUUCAGGGGAGCAUCGUUGUGCGCCGACUCGCAUUCAGAGACGACGCGAACGGCUGCAGUCUUCGAUUCGCUGGCGACCUUGCAGCUCUGGUUGAUAACGCCGGUCUCCGCGCAGUCCGAGCUCUGCACGAUGUUCGUUAGCAACGAUUGCUUGUCCGUGGUGACCUCUUCGGACGCAGUCCCUUGAGAAUGACCGACGGAACACGACGAGUUCGCGUAAUACUGUUUGAACGAUCGAGGCGUGCCCGUCGUCUUGAUCGCCGUUUCGGUCCGCUUGUCGUCGGCGGCCAUCGACCCGCCCCCGAUCAUCACUUUCGAGGGAUGAUAUUUACCGUAGUAAAGUAGCAUACUCGACAAACCGAUCAUCAUCCCUCCGGCCACCAGGCUGGUCACUGUCGCGAUCUCCUCGGUCCUGAUUGUGUUCUUGUAACAGAACACGUAGACCACCAGGAAUACUGUGUUCUCCACCGUCACGACGAAGUAGAAGAUAAGCAUUCUGUACCGGGACCGGCCAACCCGCAGAUUAAAGAAAUCGAAACAAUAAAUUAGCCCUAUGAUACAAUUAUAAAUACGCUCCUCCCACAUCGUCGGACAGAAGUCUGUGUUCUGUAGGAUCACCCAAACGGUCAUAAACAGCCAAUGGAGUCCUGCGAACAGAGGGAAUUAUGAGGCGCACCGCCGUCGAACGCAUAAAUCUAUUUCUAGUCGGCGUUUUUUAUCUGCCGCUGGUAGAAGCCUCUGCUGACACACUUACCCAGGAACAACAAAAACCAUUCCCUUAGACAAAGCGCCGUUAAGACCAAAACGGCUAUUCUGGAGAUCAGCAUACCCGCUCGCCAGAGGCUCUGAAGAGUCAAUGCCACCCAUGUCGCCUCGUGAUCAGGAUUUAUUUUGUGCAUCGCUUUCGUAUAGGUGCCUAUCGCCCAGCUCAGCGAACAAAAGGACACUACGGCCGACAGACCUGUUGGAUUAUUCGUUUAAACAUAAAUACUGACUGUCCGUGGUUCUUUUUCUCGUGGAGCAGAGACAGUGGUAGUCGUCUUAUUUUUAGCUCUUUAAAUGCUCCCACGCUCUGCUCGAGGAAGAGAGUAGUAUUUUUAAAGUCGUCAUAGCACGGGCUUCCCUUAUGAUAUAGACAACCAGUAGUUGUACGGUUCGAUCGUGGAUCGAGAUGCGUCUUCCAUGAAAAGAUAGAACCUGUCCAGAAUAUCUUUGUUCCUGCCACUGUUAUCUGUGGGGGCGGGCCGCCGCAGGAAAUAAAAAUAUGCAGACUCAGAGCUACAGUUCUCUUCCAAACUCUGUGUGCUACAGCAUCUUUCUGACGACAGUAUUAUUAUUUUAGAGAAUUCUUUUUUAUACACAACAGGAGAAUACAAAAUGCCAACGGCAAAAGUGACGGAACUCGAGAGCCAAACGAACAUACGUCCAUGUUUUUUAAAAGUGAAGUGUUUACAUGUAUUUAGUAACAUGUUCUUAGGACUACAUAGGCAGCUUACACUAGUGAAACUGAUUACAAUAGUAGCUAUAAUAUUCGUGUCGUUGAUAUUCUUACUGAACUUGUUGCACAAUUCGUGUUUACAAACGAGUAAACAUUUGAAAUUUGUGAAUUACAUCGACAGUAAAUAUUAUAAACAUUACGAUCCGGUCAGAAAUAAAACGUCUUUAACUACAUUGACGACGAAAGAAAUGGAGAACAUAAGAUUGCAAUUGAGCAAUAGAAAAAAUGAAUUGGAAAAGUAUUGCAAAAGUAUUGUAAGACCAGUGUCGAACAUAGACAAUGUAUUGUCCAACAUGAUCAUCGAUACAGUGCACGCGAUAUCAUGGUGCCCCAUAUAUAAAGCUGCAAGUUCUACGUGGAUGAAGCAUUUUGCUACACUCGGUGGUGUGCUAACGGAAACAGCUAUGGAAUUGAUCCGCCGAGAUAUUUUGCAAAUUAAUACUAUCGUCAGAAAGGCAUUCCCACGUGACAGAGACAUGAAAAAAGCAUAUCAAAAGCUGAAUAAAACAAUGAAAUUUCUUAUCGUUCGACAUCCAUUUGAACGUCUUGUGUCCGCAUACAGAGAUAAAUUAGAACAUAUACAGGGAAGAGAUUACUACUACAAAAGAUUUGGGCGUCAUAUCGCGCACAGGUAUCACAAAUAUAGACAACCGAACGAAACGAAGUUAGAACCCACAUUCACAGAAUUUCUGCAUUUCAUUGCGGAAGAAAAAUAUUUUGACGAACAUUGGGCGCCGUUCAUCGAUACGUGCGAACCAUGUUUAAUUCAAUAUAAUUACAUCUUGAAAUUCGAUACUUUCGACAGAGAUCAACAGUUUUUGAUACAAGAACUAGGUUUAGGCAAUUAUUUAUACGAAAAGAGCGAUUUGAAAAACAUAAAUCCGCGAGGAGUUACAACUACUGCUCUAGUUAAAGAAUACAUGCAGAAUGUUCCUCGAUCGUUACUCGACGUAAUUAAUAAGGUUUACGAAAACGACUUUAAAUUGUUUUCUUAUUUACCUCUGUGAUAAUUUAAAGACACUUGUCUUUGCUAGUGAUAAAAACAUGAAUGUGAUAAAUAGUUGCAUUUAGCCAGAAGCUGUGCACUAACGGUUUCUACCAUAAAUGUAGGUAAUGUGACUAUUUCAAUUGCCCUUACUUGUCCACAGUGGUGUACGACGUAAUACUGCCAUAAUGUAUAGCUGCAAUAUUAAUUGCGGAGCAGCCCCCAUAAACGAUUCGAACAGGUGUAGCAUGCAUAUAUCGCUUUCCUGUCUGUAUACCCAAUUUUUAUCCUUUACAAAUCGUUUGCUCCUCAAUGAAUAAAUUGUAGCAUAAAGUAAUAUUAAAUACCUAAAAACAAAAAUACUUUCUCUCAGAGAAAACACGACCGCAGAUCGUGAAGUAAUUAGAAUACAAGAAUUUAAAAAAAAAAAUACCUUUGUAAUACUCCUAAAAAGAGAAAAUGUAACAGCCAAUGUAUAGCUUUAAUGGAGCCAUCGCUUUGAUACCAUCUCAAACUAAACAUUUGUAUAACAGCAGCGGGUAAAAUUGUGAAACUCAAGGCAAAGCAUCCCCAGAUAAAUUGGCCUUGUAAAAAAUACUCCGUAAAAACAAUACUGUCUACAAAAAAGAAGAAUCAAAUAAUAAUUUAUAUAUUAUUUGUAGAUACGCUUAUUAAACGCAUUUUAUUUAUGAACGUUAUACGCAUCGACUUGUCUCAUAAUUUGCAUUUAAAACCUGUAUCAAGUGUAAUAGGCAUCGAUUGAAUGAAAUUCUUUUGUAUCAUAACACAGUAUUUAAUUGUAGCUUAUAUUUAUUAUACAAUACAUAUAUUAUUCAGUAAUAAUUGUUAUUGUACCGUGAAAGACUAGCAUGAAAACAAUACACACACACAACAGUAAUAAUGUCUAAUAUAUGUUAUAUAUUAACGACAACGAUACAUUCGACUCGUGAAUAACUGUUUAUCUUCGUUGACGAUCAAGCAUUCGUCAAUCACGAUUAUCAUGGAUCGAUCGAAACAGAAUUUCUAAAUGCAAUAGAGAAAAUACAUGGUAUUGUUUCUUUUUUUGUUCACCUGUUGCUAUAUCGAUGAAAAAAAAACUGACAGAUAUCAUGUAGUAAAUUAAAUCGAAUAAUCGGAACCGGUAACAUUCGAUUUCCCUGUGCGACAUCGCUGUCGAUGCAUUUCUUUUCUGAGUUUCGUAGCACGAAGCAUUGUCAUGUUUUAACUCUGCCGCCGCCAUCUUCCCGGCCAUUCUUUAUUCAAUUCCACACAAUAGAUGAAAGAACGCGUUCCACUAUCAGUCGCGUGCCUUCCAUUUUUUUUAUUUAUGUUCGAGCUCGGCCUAAGCUUUGAUUAUCGAUUUUUCUGUUCGAAACCAUUUGGGCAUAGAUAUAAAUGUGAGGGAAAUGAAAUUCCUUUAUGAACGAAACCACCGCAACCGAUCGCAACGAAAACAUUACGAUCACAACCACUGACCACAAACAUUAAUUACAACCAAUCCCGAAUUGAAAUCGGCGAUUUCAAACUAAACACGUGCCAAUGAGAAACCGAUUGACACGACUCAUUCGUCGUGGCGCUUUAUAUGAAAUAUAAAUUUCAAUUUGAAAAAACA
Molecule: messenger RNA, 5553 nt
Organism: Megalopta genalis
Lineage: Eukaryota; Metazoa; Arthropoda; Insecta; Hymenoptera; Halictidae
Product: carbohydrate sulfotransferase 11
Biological process (GO): carbohydrate biosynthetic process
Cellular component (GO): membrane
Molecular function (GO): sulfotransferase activity
Source: RefSeq, a predicted model, not a curated record